Capronia epimyces CBS 606.96 is the source of this 1617-nucleotide messenger RNA. RefSeq lists its product as uncharacterized. Lineage: Eukaryota; Fungi; Ascomycota; Eurotiomycetes; Chaetothyriales; Herpotrichiellaceae. Bases 1 to 1617 code for a protein of 538 amino acids. Gene Ontology annotation, molecular function: oxidoreductase activity, acting on paired donors, with incorporation or reduction of molecular oxygen; monooxygenase activity; iron ion binding. The record is from RefSeq and is a predicted model, not a curated record. The transcript is spliced from 5 exons.
AUGAGCGCCUUCCUCUCACCAAGCCUGGACCGUGUGCGUGAUUUCCAACCUUUGCUCGUUGGUCUGUCAUUGAUCUUCUGCUAUGGACUCUACCGGUUACUCCAAGUCGGAAGACGUGACCCUCGAAUGCCGCCUGGGCCGCCGACCUUGCCGAUCAUUGGGAAUCUUCAUCAGAUGCCACUGACUGGCAUGUACAAACAAUUCAAGACAUGGGGCGAGCAGUACAACGGCAUCUAUUCCCUCAAAUUUGGCCCAACCAACUUCAUCGUUCUUUACGACCGGAAGGCUAUUCACGAACUGGUGGACAAAAAAGGCACCAUCUACGCCGACCGGCCCACCAGCUACGUCGCGGACCUGGUGACUAGCAGUCAGAGCUUGGUCUUCUCCAAAUACACUCCAGUGAUUCGGAGCAAACGAAAGAUCGCAACACACAACCUCUCGGUAAGAAGGCGUCCUCGCAAACAGUUGGUGGUGGCUGACCUGGUGUCUAGGGUCACAUGCCUGCUCAACGAUUUGGUGCAGGAUCCGGAAAACUUCUACAAAUAUGUCAGGCGCGUCACGUCCUCGAUCGCUUGUAUCUUGGUCUUCGGUCAGCGCGGCAAGACGUAUGAGAACUUCUGGGGACAUCAUAGGCUGACCACUAGACAGUUUGGGGAGGCACUGGAGCCUGGUGCCAAUCCGCCAGUAGAUGAACUGCCCAUUCUGAAGUAUUUCCCCGGAAGAUGGAAGACGCGGGCUCGACACGCGGCCACGGUGAUGCACGAUAUCUGGACCGAAGCACGGGACCGUGUCAACGAGCGUCGUGCCCGUGGCGACCAUCGACAGUCGCUCGCGGACCGUCUGCUCACCGAAUACAGCGAGAAGGGUGGAUGUCCCAUGAGCGAUCAUGCCUUGACCAAGCUCUUUGGCGAGCUGGUUGAAGGAGGGGCCGAAACCACGUCGUCGUCCAUGUUGACCAUGAUCUUUUCCGUCGCGCGAAAUCCCUGGGUGCAGAAAAAGGCCCAAGUUGAGAUCGAUGCGCUGUGUGGCGCCGACAGGAUGCCCGAGUGGGCGGAUUUUGACAAACUACCUUAUAUCAACUGCAUUGUGAAAGAAGGCAUGCGCUGGCGUCCGGCUAUCGCCACGGGCAUCCCGCAUUGUGUGACCGAAGAUGACUACUACCAGGGCAUGCUGAUCCCCAAAGACUCGACCAUCUUCAUUCCCAUCUGGGCACUGCAUCACUCAGAGCGCUACGGCUAUGCCGACCCGCAUGCAUUUAACCCCGACCGCUACCUCAAUCACCCGAAGCUGGCGAAUGACUAUGCCGGGAGCCCGGACCACAACCAGCGCGAUCACUACGGCUAUGGCGCAGGCAGGCGGAUGUGUCCGGGUAUACAUCUUGCCGAGCGAAACCAGUGGCGCAUCACAGCCAAGAUUCUGUGGGCGUUUGAGAUCUCGGAGCCGACUGAUCCCAAGACGGGAGAGGUCCUUCACCUGGAUCCCGAGGCGUUUACCGAGGGCCUUCUGCACGCCCCCAAACCAUACAAGGUGGUGUUGAAGCCGAGGAGCGAGGCCCAUGUCCAGACCAUCAAGAGGCAUUAUGCCGACGCACUCAAGGUGCUGGCUCCUUAUGAGUAA